UGGAAGAUCCAAGAUGAUGGAAGAUCUAAUUUAUCCUUACUUGUCAUCUUUGUUGAACGGCUGAACGGUCUAUCUUGUUUGCAUUUAUUCGACUACGAAAGUUUCCUAAAUUUAUUUACAACUGAUCAAAAAAAUAGCCAAUUCGAUUAGGGAAUUAAAUAUGGAUCAAGCAGAAAUUGAUAGCGAAGAUGACCAGCAUGUUGUCGAUACGAACAACUUGGACGAGGAAAACGAGGAUGAAGACGAAAUUGCUAUGACAUCUCAACAGCUAUUAGAAAACCUUCAACGUGCCUGGAUGAAUGAAAAAUUUGCAGUUCAGUUGCUGCCAUAUGAGGAAGCAAUUGUAGAAAUGGUAAUGAGUCAGCUAGUCCACAUGGAGGAAAAUUUGGCCACCACCAACAAAAACGACAUGUUGUACAUUGCCCAUCGGAUGGAGGUUGAACGGAUACGUUAUAUUGUUGCCAGUUAUCAUCGAUGUCGCCUACAGAAGAUCGAGGAAUACGCUUAUCAUAUUAUCGAAGAAGAAUCCAAACGACCUGCCAAUGCCAAACGGUUAUCAGCCGGGGAACAGCAGUUUGCCGCGGAUUUCUACCAAAGCAUGGAGACUCAUUUCUAUCAAUUGGCAGUACGGCACAUGCCGCAGAACCACCAGAAAGACGAGCAUGUACGUAAAGUGGCACCCAAUGUGGACAGUUAUGUGUUUAUACGCGCUAGAGAGAAUGUGGCCGAUUUCUCGAUUAGCGCCGAACACGAAAUGAUCAACAUCGCUGCGGGAUCCAUUCAUAUGUUUAAAUAUCGGGAUGUAGAACCAUUAGUACUGGAAGGAAUUGUUGAUUUGAUUUAAUAUUUCUGAUCUGAAUCAA
Armigeres subalbatus is the source of this 863-nucleotide messenger RNA. It is a transcript of the gene Sld5, whose product is annotated as DNA replication complex GINS protein SLD5. The transcript is spliced from 2 exons. Gene Ontology annotation, cellular component: GINS complex. Bases 161 to 844 code for a protein of 227 amino acids. Lineage: Eukaryota; Metazoa; Arthropoda; Insecta; Diptera; Culicidae. The record is from RefSeq and is a predicted model, not a curated record. Gene Ontology annotation, biological process: double-strand break repair via break-induced replication; DNA-templated DNA replication.